Molecule: messenger RNA, 8414 nt
Organism: Monomorium pharaonis (pharaoh ant)
Lineage: Eukaryota; Metazoa; Arthropoda; Insecta; Hymenoptera; Formicidae
Gene: Adar
Product: double-stranded RNA-specific editase Adar
Exons: 8
Coding region: 1622-3895 (757 amino acids)
Biological process (GO): adenosine to inosine editing; RNA processing
Cellular component (GO): nucleolus; cytoplasm
Molecular function (GO): tRNA-specific adenosine deaminase activity; double-stranded RNA binding; double-stranded RNA adenosine deaminase activity
Source: RefSeq, a predicted model, not a curated record
AUUUAUAUUUUUUUAUUUGGAAAAAUAGAACAUUUUUAUAAACAUUAAUUUUAUAAAUAUUAAAUAAAGAGAAAGAUAAUUUUGAAAAAAUUUCCUAAAAAAAUCAACAUGAUAAGAUAAAAAAUCUAACGAUAUUUUGUUUCAGAAUACUUAAGUGUUUGUAUGAUUUCGCGAAACUUGUCGAGAUUCGCUUUUGAGCUUCUGAAAAUUAUUUCUUCCCUUAAUUUUAGAUUAAUAUGCAUUGCGGAGAAUUAUCACAUAUCCAUACAUACACACGAAAUAAUAUCUGUGCAAUAUCUGUCUCUAAAUUUUUCUGAUAUAUUACAUUGAAGUUUGAAUAAACGAUGUCAGAUUGUAUCAGAACAUCCAAAACGGCCGAAAUAUUCGCCCGUUCAUCAUAAUUAUCAGGUUAAAGAAUUUUUUUCCAAAAUUGUGUUUUUCUAUUAUUGUCACAGAAGAUAUUUUGGGAGGACAAAAAGCUAGAGAAACUUUUAAGUAAAAAAUUUCUAAUAUUUUUUAGAAAUUUAUUUAACGAUUUAUAAUACAUUAACUUUUCAUUAUAUUUAUCAUAAAUAUUUAUAGUCUGUAACAACAUUGGUUCAUAAUGACUGUUGAUAAUAAUGUUAAAAAAUUAAUUUUCUGUAGUAAUAGAACAAAGUGCAAUAAUCUUAUUGGCUAGAAAAUUCAAAAACUAUCUAAAUAAAACUCUCUAAGAACGUGCCACAAAGAACAAUAUAUAAAGUUACAUAAACAAUAAUAUUAAUAUAAGUAGUAGUAACAAAAGAUAAGAAGAUUGGAUGGUGUAAUGAAAGAAACGGAAACAGAAUGGUGUAACGCAAGAAAACACGGAAGAUAAAACAGAAAAAAAAGAAAAACAAAGAGAAUUUAUAAGAGAAUGUACAUUGGCUCAACUAUGUUCUUAGUCCUUGCGGACAAAGAGUCAGAUACUGGAAAUCUGUAAUUCAUGUUAUACGUGUUAAAAAUGUUUUGAAGUAUACUUUGAUUUAUGGAAUGCAUUCUAAGAAUAACAUUGUGAAAGGUCUUUAGAUAUCUUAUCUGAAAAAGAUCUUUAUCGGAAAUUUAUUAAAGCGGAAGAAGACUCUCACAGCUUCGUCUGUCUCCUUCAACCUGUACAUUCCUGAAGUGUGGCUAUUAUAUGUAUAAACUAACUAUGAAGUGAGAGUAAUGUUUAGAAAUAAAGGUAUAUUAGAUAUGUUUACAUCGCUCUCGCACGAGAGACGGCGACCGCCCUCUCCGAAACCAUGUGGUGUAGGUCAGUGUAAGCAGACGAAUAGCGUGCGAUAGCGACGUUAAACGUGUCGGAGAAUAGUCUCAUUUGUUGUAACAGUAGCGGCAAAUUGAUGUGAUUUUCACAUACCGAGAUCGGGUCAGCGGUCAAGCAAGCGAUACCGAAUCGUAUCAAUUUGCCGUUAUCGUUAUCGCGCGAGUAGUACAAUUUUUCAAAAAUUACUUUAAGAUAAACGUGCCAUCGUUCGGCGGCAUGUGCUAUUGAGUGUGAACUUGUUCUUAAUUGUUUGUGUGAUUUUUUCCCCUCACUCUCGACCACCCCCUCUUCGAUCUUUCUGUGACCCUCGAUUAAGGAGAUAGUUUCGGAGUGUGUAUGCGAGAGAUGAGUAUACUUCUCAAAGAGGAUCUCUAUGAAGUCGUGAUCGUGGUAACGCGCCUGAUAGUGAAGCGUUCAACGCGUCUCCAUCGUGUAUGUAAUGUCACGUGGCGUGCAGGUUUGUGCAGCCUCUCGCGCAAGGGCUUACUGCAGAAGCUACGCUUCCUGAUCAAUCACCUGGACCUACGGACGAUCGUCCGGUGCUUCGAUCGUGGACUCUUCGCCGACGAUCCGGACAUCAUCGCUAUCGGCUACCACGAAAUCGUGCAACGCGGUGUGCGCGACGCUGUAUACGUUGAAGCGAUAGUGAGAAAAUAUGAAAGUUUAUGCGAGUGCGGCGCGACCAUGACUCCCGCUAACGGUAAUACGCUAUCGGAGAAUUCGUCGAGCGGCGGCCACGGCCACGGACACGCGACACAGAUGAUGCAAGGAAAUUCACCAAAGUCUCAAAUUCUCAAGAGAACUGCAGAUAUAAUAGAUCUAGAAGAUAACAUUGGCGCGAAGAAGCGUCAUAAGAAUCCACAACCGAAAAAUGCAGUAUGUGCAUUAAACGAGCUGAAAACUGGAGCUACUUAUAAACUGGUGGGACAGACUGGGCCCACGCAUGCUCCAAUAUUUACGAUUGCGGUACAAAUUGAUGAUCAGAUGUACGAAGGGAAAGGACGUACCAAGAAGAUGGCUAAGCAUGCAGCUGCCGAACUCGCUUUGCGAAACAUCGUCCAGUUUAGAAAUACACCUGAGGUUCAUCAAGCUAUUAACACUUGCCAGCCUGUUGUGCCUGUCGAACCAGACUUUACGAGCGACGUGACGGAACGUGAUAAUCAUCUUGUCAAUGCAUUUAAAACAUUACCCCAGGAGCCAAAGAAUAUCAAUAGAUACAAUGAAAAAGGUCCAGUCGCGUUGAUUAACGAACUAUAUCCGGGUGUCGUAUACAACUGUAUAUCCGAUAACGGAGAGAGUUACGCAAAGUUCACGAUAUCGGUAACCAUCAAUGGCGAAACAUUCGAGGGAACAGGCCCAAGUAAGAAGAUGGCGAAAGCUGCGGCGAGUAAAGCUGCCUUAGCAAAAUUGCGAAACGUCCAUAGUUCCUCGUUUUGUUUACCGCUUCCUAUUCGUAUCAAUUUUCCUGCGCAAGAACAAAUGUCUCUACCACAAAUGCUAGCCGACAAAAUUGGCAGGCUGGUACAUCAGAAAUAUAGCGAUCUUAUUGCCACCAAGCCGCUGCACGCGCGACGCAAAGUUUUAGCUGGCGUUGUAAUAACAAAGGGACAAGAGGCAGAACUGAUAUGUGUUACCACCGGUACAAAAUGCGUUUCUGGCGAGCAUUUGAGCGUCAGUGGUAGUGCCGUGAAUGAUUGUCACGCGGAAGUGGUGGCGCGACGGUGUCUUUGUGAAUAUCUUUACAAUCAACUAGAACUGCACAUCGAAGACAAGGGUGCCGAGUCCAUCCUCGAGCCGGCCAAAAAGGGAUUUAAAGUAAAGCAAGGCAUCCAAUUUCAUUUAUUUAUAAAUACCGCUCCCUGCGGUGACGCGAGAAUCUUCUCCCCUCAUGAAGACAACGAUAACAUAGAUAAGCAUCCAAAUAGACGUGCAAGAGGUCAAUUACGUACAAAGAUAGAAUCCGGCGAAGGAACUAUUCCUGUAAAAAGUAACGAGGGUAUUCAAACCUGGGAUGGUGUAUUAAUGGGUCAAAGACUGCUGACGAUGUCAUGCUCGGACAAAAUAGCUCGGUGGAACGUACUUGGUGUGCAGGGCGCACUCUUAAGCCACUUCAUCGAGCCAAUUUAUUUCCACAGCAUUGUCCUCGGCAGUCUCUUAAAUCCGAGUCAUAUGUACAGAGCAGUGUGCGGUCGCAUCGAAAACACUAUUCAGGGCUUACCGCCGCCAUAUAGACUUAAUAAACCAUUAAUGAGUUUAGUCACAUCAGCAGAAGUCAGACAACCUGGAAAAGCGCCUAAUUACAGCUUGAAUUGGACAAUUGGGCAGAGCGAAGCUGAAAUCAUAAACUGUACGACUGGCAAAGAUGAAAAUGGAAAACCUUCUAGAAUAUCUAAACAAGCAUUCUUUAGACGGUUCUUUAAUCUCUUGCAUCAUCUUCCGACCAUAGACGAUGUUGAUGAAAAUACCUGUCGACAGUACUACGAAGCAAAAACUUCAGUGCAAGAUUAUUCACUUGCCAAACGUCAAUUGAAGGAUGCUUUUGCGAAAGCACAGCUUGGAAAUUGGGUGAAGAAACCGAUCGAGCAAGACCAAUUUGAAAUCGACAUCUGACUAAAUCAGAGUAAUAGUAACGUAACAAAAAAAAUCGAUCCAAUUGUCGAAUAUGUUGUUCCUAGUGCAAAAUAGAUCGCUCGUUUGGCGUGUCAUAAUAUGGCAGAAUUUGGUAUCAGUAAAGCAUAAAUCGUAGGAUCUCGCGCGCAUUGUGUUCUUUUGCGUCCCCCGGUGUGUAUCUCUAUUAGUGUUCAAACCAUAUUUAUCAAUAAUUAUUAAUAAUUUUGUUGUGUAGCUGAUAGGAAAAUUUGUAUUAUAGUUUAUAUUAUUUUGACUUAUUAAUAGCAAUAAUUGUUGACAAAAAGUCUAUUCGGAGCACAUAUCUAUAAAAAAUUUCUUAGUAUUAAUUCAUAAUGUAUUACUUCACAUCAUACUUCUAAUUUCAGAAGCCUCUUUAAUUUUGCACUGCAUAUACAAAACAAAAGAUAUAUUUAGUAAAUUUAUAAGAGUAAUUUUUUACUUAUGCAAAAUAAUUUUAACAUGUUUUUGACAUUUCUACAUUUUACUCUCAUUUGUCCAUUUGUGUAAGCUACAAGAUUGAUCUAUUAUAAUUUUGAAUAUAUACAUAGUUUUGAAAUAGUUUUAAGAAGCAACAUUAGUGUCUUAUAUAAGAAUUACAUUGCGUUCCCCAGAUAACAUUCUAUGUCAAAUAUAUCCAAACGGUCAUAAUUUUUUUUAACAGAUUUGUCGCUUAAUAUAAUGCGUUAAUACGCACCUAAACGCACACGUAAUACGAACAUCCUGUAUCAUACACAAUGAACAUAUCCUUGCGUAAAUAUGUAUGCAAGUUAGUGACGUGUCGAACACAAUCCUGCGUAUUUCUAUCUUUUAAUUAUUCAUGAGUUUACGAAAUGCUAUCUGGGAUCUUUUUGUAGGGGCAUUAGGUAUCGUAGCAACGAAAUAAGUUGCACUUUGCAUCCUCAACGGCUGUGAUUGGAUUCAGAUCUGAAAAAUGGAUCUUAAUCGUAAAAAACGAAUUGUUGUGUAAAGUUCAGAGGAAAAGACGGGAAAUGGAAUUUCUCAUGAACGUUUGCAUAGUAAUUGCAAUUUUCCAUUUCAGCAGCAGUUUAUUCUCAUUUAUCCGUUUACUCUCGCUAAAAUUUGAAAAAUCUUUGCUAUACAUUUAGAAAUAUAAAUUUAACUUUUCCGAUAUGUUUACAGCAAAGAUUCUUGUUUUGAUAUUAUACAGAAAUAUUUAACAGGUUAAAAACGCAUCGCGCUUAAACUUAAUAUCAAGAUUGUAACGGAUAUUCUUUUAUUUCAUUGCAAAGCACGAUUCUAGUUUAUAUCGAUCAGAUAAAUUUUUAUCAAAGUAUUUAAUAAAAAAAAGAUGCAUGAUUGAUUAACCGUGUCAAGAAAAAAUCAUCCUUUGCACAUCAAAAGAAAUAAUGAAAAGAAUAUUAAUUAUAUAGUAUAAUUUAAUUAUAUGAUAUAAGUAACACAGGACCACAAAAUUUUUUUGAAAGUUUACUCGGAUCAGAUAUUUCUUACAGAUUUUAGGUCACUGAAACCAAAUCUGAAGCCUGUUUAACCCUAACACAUUAGGUUUUUUAUUUAUUCGAGAAAAACACUAAAAUUUGGGAUAAACCAUCAAAUAAAUUGAAUAGGUUAAUAGGUUUAUGUGUUCAGAGUGUUCGGGGCUUAUGAGUUUAUGAAUUCAUGAGUAAACGAGCAGUGUUUCAGGUGAUUAGGACCUGCUACUUGAUGUUUUCUUGAUUUUGGUGUUUGUUUUUCUCGGAUAGAUAAAAAACCUGACGUGAUGGAGUUAAACAAGUUUUGGAUUCGGUUUCAGUAACUUAAAAUCCAUAAGAAAUCUGGUCUGGUUCGGGUAAAUUUUCCCAAAAACUUUGUGGUCCUGUGUAAUGAUUAUAUGAAACGUAGCAAACAAUAUACAAUACUUUUUGUAUCAUGUAGUGCAUAAUUUAUGCACUACAUUCUUUGGAAGGUCAAAAUCAUAAAUUAAACUCUUUAUAUUUAGUUUUAUGUAAAAAGCAAUGUCAAAUGCUGGAUGGAAAAUGCAAGGCAAAAGAAGGAUGAUUGAACAUUCAUUAUUGUAGAGCAUAUAUAAAGUACUUUUUUGUAAGUGCUGUGACGAAAUUUUAUCUGAUAUAAACUAGGAUUUUUUUCUUAUACAUGUAUACGAAAUUAUCAACUGUCCACAGCCAGUUUAAUACAGUGGGAUUAAUUAUUGCUUUCAAUACGUAUUUACAUGUGUAAAAAAUAAAUGGAAGUGAGUGUAUAUAUAGAAAAAAAAAACAUAAUAAUUAUCUAAUUUACGUGAACGAUUACAGUUUUCCAGAUAAAGCAGUUGAUAAGUAUCAUAGUAUAUUUACAGAGAAUCCUAAGGUCAUUGCCUCACUGUGCCAGUAUUAUUAAUGCAAUUCUGCCAUAGUGACACACUGCCCGUGUUGGUCCAGUUUUGCAUAAAGAACUUGUGUAAUCUAUGAUUUAACACCAAAGUAUUUUUUUAUUUUUAGAAUUAUGUAAGUAAUCGCGUUAGAACGUUAAGUAUUAUUUCAGAUAAAUAUUAUUUUCGUAGAAAAGGGUCUUUCGUUUUAGAAAGGGAAAGAGAAACAUAUGUCGUACACAUGCACGCAAUCAAUUUUAUACGUUCCAUUGAUCUGUUAAACUUCUAUUAUUUCUUACAUUCUGCGUUUCUUACUUAAUGCAAUAAGCUGAUAUAUUUAGGACUGAUAUACAAUUAGGACAUUUAAAUUAUCAGAGCAUUUAAAAGAUCGUAUUUGAGGACCAGCUUAUUUGUUUACUUCCUCCUUUUGCAUCCAACUUAGAUUUAACUUUAUUAAUUCAGGAUUACUAUUACACAGUCGGAAAAACCGAGAAAAUUAUGGAGUUUUUAGGAAAUCUAUGAUUUAUCUUUGAAAAUUGUAGAUUUUUACAGGAUUUUGUUUUUUUGAAUAUCAAAAUUCUGUAAAAAGUAUUUUUGAAAUUUUAUUUUAAAAUGUUUAUUCUACUUUUUGUUUCUGACAAAAUUGUUUUUCUUUUUAAUCAGUUUUUUUCGAUAAUACAAAAUGCACGCCCUUGUAAGUUCUUCUGUAACUCACGAGUUUUUAUUAAAAAAUUAGUAACAAUAUAUUGCUUCCAAAUUACUGUUAUGUAUUUAAUAACAUUUCAAAUUCUGUACUACCGAUAGACUAGAUUCACGUAUUGCAGACAAAUUGUUAUAUGUUAUAUUUUGUUUCUUAGGAUUGUUCAAUUAACAUAUGAAAGAUAUAAUAAAAUAAAUUUACUUCAAUAAAUUUACCAAACUUUAUUAAUACAUUCUCUAAUCUUACCUAAUCUAAUUUUAUUUUGAAUAAAAUUCCUGAAAAAUCCAGAAAUUCUCAGAGAAUUCUUUUAUAAAACUUAAGUAAACACUAUAAUCUAAGUUACAGCAGAAGUGUUUUUCAGAGUCGAAAAAGCAUCCUCAAUACUUAUCAUGUUUUACGUACUUCUUGUCUUUAUAAAAUAGAUUGCGUGCGACGACAAAGGUGUUUAGCUUGUGUACGUUGGAGUCAAUAUGUGAUAUCAGUCAUGUACUAGUGCCAAGCGCGAUUCGCACCAACGCUCAACGAAUUUUACUUUAUCUUCUACUUUGUUCUCUAAUGCGUUUCGCCCAAGAAACAAUACAAGUCAGGUUUUUCAAUUAGUCAAAACGGCGGAAAGAGUUAUAUGCGCUUAAUGUCGCACAAAUAAUUGUCCGUAGAAAAAAUGUUUAAUUUUAUACACAUAUAUACAUAUAUAUUUCUUAGAACAUAUUUCUUGAAAACUGUAUAUAUUAUCGCUGAACAAACACCAAUAAAUAAAUUUAAAAAAAUAUUAAAGUAAUAAGACUUUAAAAUAAAAAAUUGCAAAUUGAUAUAUUUUUUAAUUUUCAUAUUUAAUUAAACAUUAUUUUUACUUGAAAAUGUAAUUAUGUUAAAUUGAUUUUAUUUGUUCAUUGACAGUAUUCUACAUAUAUAUUGGAUGAUUAUAUAUACAUAUAUUGAAACAUUUUGUCUACGGAUAGUGCGAUAUCUUCCCUUGUGUGUAUGAUUCAAUUAUAAUUUGUGCAAUUAUAAUUUGUCGCUCACUAUAAAUGCGCUGCAUUACAUUACAAAAUUUAUAAAGUCCAUUCUACUUAAUCUUCUGUUAUCCGAAAUAUCCGAGAUUGUUGUCUGAUGAUGACUUACAAAAUAAUUGUGUGCAAUGUAAGAAUUAUUUGUCUUAAUUUAUUAUUCAAUUGAAAAUGUAUUCACGAUAUAUUGAUGAUUAUUCUUUCAUUCUCCUUGCGCCUUAUUCAGAAAAAAUGUUUAUCACAAAUGGAUUUUGCCGUAACAACUUAUUUGUCGCUUAAUUUAUCAUAUGUUUUAGUCAUGUUUUUCAGUUGUCGAUCAGACGUUUCACUAAUCAAUCAUAAAACUGUUUAAAAAUAUUUUUUAAUCUCCGAAAUAUACAGAUAAUUACAAAAGAUUCACGAACAAAUAAGUCUGGGCUUUAAAACUAGCGGAAAUAAUCGUUUUCUCAGAAAGGAACAAAAAAA